Messenger RNA from Emiliania huxleyi CCMP1516, 1182 nucleotides. RefSeq lists its product as hypothetical. The transcript is spliced from 4 exons. Bases 1 to 1182 code for a protein of 393 amino acids. NCBI's taxonomy places the organism in Eukaryota, Haptophyta, Isochrysidales, Noelaerhabdaceae. The record is from RefSeq and is a predicted model, not a curated record.
AUGCACUCGCGAAAGCGCGAGCGAUCUGUCGUCGAAGCCUGGCGGCGGCACUCUCCGGGCGGCAGCUCGCGCGGCGCCAUCUUGCAGGCACUCGCCGCUCGUGAGAUUGCUCCAGCACGGGCCGGGCCAUCGGGCGCCGCGGCGUGGGGCUCACUGGCCUGUUUUGGCGUCGAGAGCGAGUUCGACAUGCACGACCCCGAAGCGCUCCGCCUCUUCCGGCUUCCGCAACUCCGGCGGCGCUCCAAGGUGAUCGAGAUCGUGUGCAGCGACGACGUCGUGGUGGCGCUGACGCUAUCGGGCGUGGCGUGCGCCUUCAAGGACGGGAGGCGGGUCGCUUUCCUCAACGUCACGCCCGACGAGAUGGUCCGGUCCGUCCUCUUCAACCGGCGCUCCGCUUCCUUUGUCACCGUCUCCACCUACCGCGCGGACCACUUCUCCUCGCUGCACUGCCGAUCGACGUUGGUCGAGUGGGUGCGGCGUGGCGAGCCGGAGGCGGGCCUGCCCAUCUUCCAGCAGGAGGAGCUGCGCUGGCCCGGUUUCGUCGAGUUCGACGAGGUCUCUUGCCGCGCAGUCACCUUCUCGGCCGCCGACCGCACGUACGGCAUCUGGGAGCUGGCCAACUUCUCGCUGCUAUUCCGGCUGCGCGACCCGGAGAUCGCGGAGGUCAAGGCGGCAGCGCGCAACGCGCUCCUCGUCGUGCACCGCCGAAAGGCGGACGCGAUGCGCGUGCAAGUCCUGAGCAUUGCAGACGGCACCUCGCUGCUCGGCUCGGAAUCGCCCGUGGCGGCGGGGCAGCUGCAGGCGCCGUCAUCGACGCUGCACCUCUACGAGAGGAACUUGUUCCUCGCGGUGAGCGGGCGGGCGCUCGCCGUCUUCAGCUUGCAGGGCGACCGGCUGCUCGGGAUGGAUCACACGCUGUGGUGCGACGGCGAGAGCGCGAUGUCCAACCUCUACGUCACCACGGCGCAGGACUUUCUGGCCGACGUGACCGCCCUUUCCUUCUCCGAGGCGCGGAGCGAGCUGUACGUGGGGAGCCGCAAGGGCAGCCUGUUUGUCUGGUCCCUCUUUGGCGUGGCGGCGGGCGACUCGCGCGAGGCGAAGCCGGCGUGGCCGCUCGACGAGGGAGCGACGCCACACUCCCCGACGCCCUCCCCGCCGCACUCCCCGCCGACCUUUCCCUGA